Messenger RNA from Penicillium olsonii, 1092 nucleotides. The record is from the annotation of a GenBank genome assembly. NCBI's taxonomy places the organism in Eukaryota, Fungi, Ascomycota, Eurotiomycetes, Eurotiales, Aspergillaceae.
AUGAACGGGGAACCUCAGGGUUCCACGGCGACCUCCAAAUCCCACUCGAAGCAUGGAAGAAAAGGAAUUCACUGGGCACCUUUGAACAUCGGCCUCGAACGACGCCUGCAGACCUUCAUUGUGCUCUGUCAUACUCUAACCAUCGCCAUCUUCUUAACUGGGUUCUUCUUCACCUGCGCAAUUCCGAUUUUUUGGCCGCUUCUGGUCCCAUAUCUCGUGUAUAUCUCUUUGUUCUCGACUGCCGCAACAUCCGGUGAUCUAAAAGGCCGCAGUACGUUCUUGCGCUCACUUCCGAUUUGGAAAGUGUAUGCAUCCUACUUCCCCGCUCGCCUGCACCGGGAGGAAGAGCUUCCCCCAACCAAGAAGUACAUAUUUGGCUAUCACCCUCACGGAAUCAUCUCUCACGGUGCAUUUGCUGCGUUCGGCACAGAGGCUCUAGGAUUCUCGAAGCUGUUUCCUGGGAUCACCAACACGUUACUGACGCUGGACGCGAACUUCCGCAUUCCCUUUUACCGCGAAUAUGCAUUUGCCAUGGGACUGGCCAGUGUGUCCCGGGAAUCUUGCGAGAAUAUCCUAACCAAGGGUGGUAGCGACGGGGAGGGCAUGGGGAGGGCCAUCACAAUUGUCGUAGGAGGCGCGCGGGAAUCACUGAACGCCCAACCCAACACACUGCGCUUGGUUUUGAAACGCCGCAAGGGAUUCGUCAAGCUCGCAAUUCGGACAGGAGCGGACCUUGUGCCUGUUUUGGCCUUUGGGGAAAAUGAUCUCUACGACCAAGUUGACUCGGACCAGCACCCCCUUAUCCACAAGUUUCAGAUGUUCAUCAAGAAAACCCUGGGCUUCACGGUUCCCUUGUUCCAUGCACGCGGUGUUUUCAAUUACGACAUCGGCUUGAUGCCCUACCGCAAUCCCCUCAACAUUGUGGUCGGACGGCCGAUCCCGGUCAUGCAACAGCAAAACCGUGACAAAAUUGAUGACCGGUACAUCGAUGAACUCCAUUCCCAAUAUGUGGACGAAUUGGGACGUCUAUGGGAUCAGUGGAAGGAUGUAUAUGCCAAGAAUAGAGAGGGCGAGUUGGAAAUUAUCUCCUGA